AUGAGACAAAUUGCUCACGGAGACAAGACUACAGUUAAUGAUCCUAGGUGUAUUGGUACUUCGAAUCCAAAAAAUGAAGCACUAAAGCCAUGGAAAGUGACUGUGCCACUGCGACCACUUAAUCAAGAAAUAUGUUGGGAUUCAAUUCAUGCAAAGUUUUUGAAAAGUUCUGGUCAGCAUUCGACUGUAUCUGAAAAAGAGAACAGCAUAGAUACACAGAAUGUAACGCGAACAUUACAUAAGAAAAUGAAGCAUAGUACAACUGUUAGCAAUGAUUUGUCAUGUUAUGGAUUUACGCGUGAUAAUGACUUGAAAAAAACUUUGUCUUAUAUGGAGGAGAAAUUUACCAGUACGUCCGAAGAACUUCAAGCAGCAGAAGAAGAGUUAGCAGAGCUAAGAGUUGCUUUGAGCAAUGCUAAUCGAACGAUCAAGAUUUUACGUAUGAAAAAUGCGGAACAGGCGGAUAAAAUCAAAUUUUUGACUGCGGAGAAGCAAAAAAAUAACUCAUCACUGAAAAAGCAUAAUAACGAAGUAUUCUUUGUGAAACAUGGUCCAAACAGAGAUCUUCAAAAACUGGUUAAUGAACUUAAGGAGGAGAAAAUGGCAUUGAAUUUGGCUUUAGAAAAUAGUAAAGCAGAAGGAUCAAAAUUUGUACUGGAAAAUAAUCGCUUAAAAAUUAUUAUUGAGGAAGAACGUAAAGAAUGGGACCAAAUGCAGAAGGAUCUGCUGGUUGCCGUAAAAGUAGCAAAUGAUUUUAAAAUGGAUGCACAGAAGGAGAUGUUCAAGUUAUCAGAAAAGAUAACAGAACUACAAAGAAGACGACAAAGUGCAGCAUUUACUGCUCAGCAAAGAUCGUCAGCGGUCAUAUACGAAAAGAAUUUUCAAAGCUGGGAAGAUAAAGCUUGGCAGAGAUUGAUGCUUGGUUGUGAGCGUGGGUCACGACGUAAUACUCUUCUUCGGUGGUGUCAAGAAGCAGUUGCUAAAUUUCCACAUGUUGAGAUCACCAACUUUAGCAGCAGUUGGGCGGAUGGCAGAGCUCUGUGUUGCUUGUUGGCUUCUUUUUAUCCUAACAAACUGAGCAUCGAUGAAAUUUUUACCCUGGGAGCGGAGGAAUGCUUAACACUGGCUCUUAAUGUUGGUGCUGGUAUAGGUGUAGAAGUGAAGAUAAAAGUGGCUGAUUUUAGAAAAGAGGAUCGUCCAGAGUGGUCUCUUAUUAUGAAGUAUAUUCUCAAUUUAUACUAUGUUAUUUCGGAUGGAUCUCAUUGUUGA
Messenger RNA from Brugia malayi, 1269 nucleotides. RefSeq lists its product as uncharacterized. Lineage: Eukaryota; Metazoa; Nematoda; Chromadorea; Rhabditida; Onchocercidae. Gene Ontology annotation, molecular function: protein binding. The record is from RefSeq and is a predicted model, not a curated record. The transcript has 8 exons. The coding region runs from base 1 to 1269 and encodes 422 amino acids.